This is a messenger RNA of Monomorium pharaonis (pharaoh ant), 2529 nucleotides long. It is a transcript of the gene car, whose product is annotated as vacuolar protein sorting-associated protein 33A. Lineage: Eukaryota; Metazoa; Arthropoda; Insecta; Hymenoptera; Formicidae. Gene Ontology annotation, cellular component: CORVET complex; lysosome. Gene Ontology annotation, biological process: vesicle-mediated transport; intracellular protein transport. The record is from RefSeq and is a predicted model, not a curated record. Bases 445 to 2265 code for a protein of 606 amino acids. The transcript has 9 exons.
AUAUGAUAUUUGAAUAUUAAAGGCUCAAUAAUAUAAUUUCAUAAGAUAAUCCAUAAUUGAAUUGAGAAUUCUACUGAAGCCUUAUUUAACCACAACAGAGGACACCGAGAGGACGCUAGCUCUCGGUGAUUAACUAUAGAGAGAAACGGUGCUUACUAAAUCACUAUUUCAAUAAUUUAAUUUAGUACUCGAAGAGAAUCACAAAAUCGUGAAUAUUAUUUACGAUAUUGACUGUUUAGAACAUACAGAUGCUUCAAAAUAAAUCGUGCAGGUUAUGUUGCAAUUCUCAGCCCGAGCACACUCAUGACUCAAGUCGAAUCGUCCUCGGUAUCUCUCAAGGGUACGGCGAUCAACCAACUGAAUUGAACUGAACUGUUAGAGCUACGAUCUCGGAGGUACGAGGUUACGUAUAACCGAUACAUUAUAAAAUUUUACGAGGCAAUCAUGUCGUAUCUAACGGGAGGUAGACUGAACGUUGGACUCAUUCAGGAACAGGCGAGGAAGCGACUGCUUUGCCUGCUGGAAAAGUGCGAUGGCCCGAAGGCUAUUAUAUGGGAUCAGUCGUUGGCCGGACCGAUCGGUCUUGUCGCAAAGUAUAAUUUGCUGGAAGAAUACGGAGUCGUGAAGAUGUAUCCAUUGUACGGUGGAACUUUAACGAUACCGACUAACAUUGCUAAUGUCAUAUUUAUCUCGAGACCACAGUUAGAGCUCAUGGAUUUGAUUGCCGAGAAUGUUCACGGAGAAGAAGGCAAGAGGCCGCGCAAAGAAUUUCACUUGUUCUUUGUGCCACGUAAAAGUCUACUUUGUCAAAAAAAGCUCCAGAAUCGUGGUGUCUUUGGCAGCUUCACGCUGAUAGAAGAAUUCAAAUGCGACCUCUUCCCGUUUGACAAUGAUCUACUGUCAAUGGAACUGAGUGGAUCCUUCAAGGAAUUUCACCUGGAAAAUGAUCCCACUUGUCUGUAUCAAGUUGCGCAGGCCAUACAGGGCUUGCAGAGAUUAUAUGGCAAGAUUUUGAAAGUGACGGGAAGGGGACCAGCUGCUAGCAAGGUUUGGGAAUUGCUGGAGAGGCUAAAUAGAGAGGAGGAAGAUAUUAAAUCAAUACCAGCUUCAUCCGUUACCAUUGAACACUUAUUAUUAUUGGAUCGAUCUAUAGAUUUACUCUCACCCUUAGUUACACAGUUGACUUACGAAGGAUUAAUUGAUGAAAUAUAUGGAAUAAAAUACAAUACUGUACAAUUACCUGCAAGAAAAUUCCAUGAUUCCGAUGACUCUCCUACGGCAAUGUCUCUAAACGAAAAAGAACAAAUCAUAUUAAAUUCAGGAGAAGAACUUUUUGCCGAGAUUAGAGAUAAAAAUUUUAACGGUGUCGGCCCAGUUCUCAGUAAGAAAGCUAAAGUGAUUUCAUCUCAGUUUGAUGAGAGACACGGAGACAAGAGUGUGCAAGAGAUUAAACAGUUUGUCGCAAGAUUGCCACACAUGCUAGCAACAAAGCAAUCUUUGGCAAGGCACACCACAAUUGCGGAGAUGAUAAAAGAAGUAACGGAUUCGAGCAACUUUCUAGAAUCAUUGCAGGUCGAGCAAGAACUAUUAAAUUGUAUCGACACGGACAAGCCAAACGCAUACAUCGAAGAUAUGAUAGCGCAGCAACAACCACUACUCAAAGUUCUACGUCUCCUUUGCAUACAAUCAUUGACGAACUCCGGCUUAAAACCAAAACUAUUAGAUUACUAUAAGAGAGAAAUAAUUCACACUUACGGAUUUCAACAUUUACCAACUCUAUUAAAUCUGGAGAAAGCUGGAUUGUUAAAGCAACAGCAGUCAGUGCGACAAUACGCGGUUCUAAGGAAAGCGUUAAGACUCACUGUCGAGGACGAGAGUGAAAUAACACCGAAAGAUAUCAGUUACGUGCAUUCCAUAUACGCACCACUGAGCAUAAGACUGGCCGAGCAAUUGGUACAACCAAACGGAUGGCAAGGGUUAAACGACGUGAUGGGAUUGUUGCCAGGUCCUACCGUAAGCAGUGUCCCAUACAACGUAUUCUCAUCAGCAAGACGAAAUUCUAUUACUAGUGAAGAUUCCAGUUCGGAACCACCAAAGUUAAUUCUAGUAUUUUUUAUCGGAGGAUGCACUUUCGCGGAAAUAUCUGCUCUUCGCUUUCUGUCGCAACAAGAAGACUUAAACGUCGAGUUUGUCGUGGGAACUACUAGAUUGAUUAACGGCAACACGUUUCUCACUUCCUUGAUGGAAGAUCUAGAACGCACGUGAGAAGGGAAAAUGUUUAAACUAAAGUAUCAAAAUAAAAUAUUUAAUAUGUUUCUUGUGAUAAAGGAAAACUGUAAAUAUUACAAAUUUAUUUCCUAUUAUUUUAUAUUCAAUUAUAUAUAUAUAAUUCUUUAAAAAUAAGGCAGUUUUUAAAAAAUCUUGUAGAUACUAAUUUAUGCAUUUUGUACACAACACGCGUGCGCGUGUGUGUGUGUGUGUGUGUGUGUGUGUGUGUGUACAUGAAAAUAUACUGCUAUGAUACACGAA